AUACGUCAGGCAUUAUACUCUAUAUAUUUUUAUAUCUGGCAAAUCAUUAUCAGCGUGAAUUUUAGUAUUUAGUUUAGUAUGCCCUAUCUUUAUGGCAUAGCUGAUACCAAGUUCCUGGUCAAGAAGGAGAAGAAGAAGCGCCAUGUGUCGUCGCACAAUGUGCUGCCAACGCAUAAAUUCCAACGCAAUGCGCUGCUCGAGGCACGCACCAAGUUCGAUCAUAAUGCCUGGCCCAUACAAUUUAGAGCCACGCCCGCGCCCUUGGUGGAGCUGUGUGCCAUUGCAGUGGACAAGCUGCCGUUGCCGUCGAUCUUUGAAUGGGAUGAUAUGGACAUAAGACGCUGGAUCAAGCGCUACGGCUAUCCGCAGUAUAUGAACACUUUUCGCGUCAACAUGGUUUCGGGUCGUAAGUUGCUGCUUUUGGACGCCAGUGCCUUGUCGGCCAUGAAUAUCAAAAGAUUCGAUCAUAUCAAGCAUAUAUCCUAGGCCAUACGCAUGUUGUUUCACUUUGAGUUGACCAAGUUCUCCUCGAGCAUUUCCCUGCCCGAUGAGAAGCCCAAUGAGCUCUACUUGCUUUGGCAUACACAAACCGGGCUUAACUACGAUGCAGUGCGUCGCUCUGAUCUUUAUAGACGCAUGCAACUCAUACGCGAGCGCAGCUUGAAUUUGGAUCAUUGGGAUUUGCUGGACUUGUGGUUACGCCGUGAGCGUGAGCGUAAAUACAAGGAGCUGGUGGGUCUUGUGCCACGCCACAAUUUGUUCGAGUGCCUCAAGGCACCGGUUGUGGUGAGAAACGCGGAGCCCAAGCUGGAUGACAUGAUGUGUCCCAUCUGCAUACCGCCCUGCGAAUGCGAAUGGACCGAACGUGAUGUACAUGAGCCCUGGCGCCUCAGCUGCCUUACCGCCGGCAGAUUGUCGACUGCGAGCAGAUAUAGCAACAAGGAAACCAAUUGCACUACUUGCAUUCCGCCCUGUGAGUGCCGCUGGCCCUCGCGUUAUUAUCUCACUGGCACCGUCAUUCGCUGUUUGCAGCAAAAGUUUCCCGAAAAGUUUUCACCCAUCUUCGAUGAGCGUUUCACGGCUGUGGUGCGUCCGAGUUUGGUGGAGCGCUGGACGCGCUUUUCCAUAUAGUUUGCGGAAGUUAACUUGUUUUUACUUCUGUUAUGCGAUAAGUCUGUAUGUAAAUACAUUUUGCCUGACGUUAACUUA
This is a messenger RNA of Drosophila busckii, 1209 nucleotides long. RefSeq lists its product as uncharacterized. Gene Ontology annotation, molecular function: protein binding. The transcript has 2 exons. The record is from RefSeq and is a predicted model, not a curated record. Lineage: Eukaryota; Metazoa; Arthropoda; Insecta; Diptera; Drosophilidae.